Molecule: messenger RNA, 1388 nt
Organism: Fragaria vesca subsp. vesca
Lineage: Eukaryota; Viridiplantae; Streptophyta; Magnoliopsida; Rosales; Rosaceae
Product: upstream activation factor subunit spp27-like
Exons: 9
Coding region: 96-1262 (388 amino acids)
Cellular component (GO): nucleus
Source: RefSeq, a predicted model, not a curated record
ACAGCCUUCACUUGCAUGCGACGCCAUUCUCUCUUCUUCUCUCUCUCAACUCGAAAUAAAACCACCACACCCGGAAACUCUACCCGACCCGAACCAUGGUAUCUGAAUCGGACCUCCUGACCCGCCUCCGCGAAAUCCUCAGCUCCUCCGACCUCGACACAGCCACCGCCGGCAGCGUCCGCCGCGAGCUCGAGAAGCAUUUCGGCGCCGAUCUCUCCGACCGGAAAGCCUUUAUCCGGGACCAAAUCGACAUUUACCUCGAGAGCCAGGUCGCCAAUCACCAGGACGAAGACGACGACGAAGGAGCGGCGGCGGAGGAGGAGGAGGAGGUCGGUGAAGGCUCCGAGAAUGCCGAGCAAAACGACGACGUUAAAGUGGAAGAAGACGAUGAAGAAGAAGAGGAACCAGUACGCAAAGCUCGACGGAAAAAAGCACCCAAGAAGGUGGAUAAAGGAGGUGCAAAACGAGGCGGCUUCAAAACAGUAUACAGCCUGUCUCCACAACUUCAAGUAGUUGUUGGAGAGCCCGAAAUGGCCAGACCAGAGGUAGUGAAGAAAAUAUGGGCUUAUAUCCGGGAAAAGGAUUUGCAGGACCCAAAGAAUAGGCGGAAUAUAAUAUGUGAUGAAACACUACAUGCUGUUUUCCAUGUGAAGUCUAUUGAUAUGUUUAAAAUGAAUAAAGUCCUGUCCAAACAUAUAUGGCCACUGAACAGUCAGGAUGGACCUGUAAAGAAAACAAAGAAAGAGGAAGACAGUGAUCACUCUCUCUCUGAAGGAGAUGUAAGUAAUGUAGAUGAGCAAGAGGUUGAAGAAGAAGAAGAAGAUGUGGAGAAAGAAAAAGGCAGCAAUUGUAAACAGACCAAGAAACGAAGGUCUGCCAAAGUGGAUAAAGAAGUCAAGAAAAGGGGAGGUGGCUUUACCAAAUUAUCGAGCCUUUCUCCAGAACUUCAGAAAUUCACUGGAGCGUCAGAAUUGGCUAGAACAGAGGUUGUCAAGAGGCUUUGGAAUUAUAUCCGGGAGAACAAUUUGCAAGAUCCCAAUAAUAGGAGAGUUAUAAUAUGUGAUGAGCUAUUCCGCACCCUAUUUGAUGUCGAUUCUAUCGAUAUGUUUCAAAUGAACAAAGCUCUGUCCAAGCACAUAUUGCCUUUAAAUCAGGAAGCAGCUCUAGAGAACGCUUCACAAACAGAGAAGCAGUCUGAACAUGAGCAAGAAGAUUCGGAUGAAGCUGACCACAACGAAAAACGGCAGAAGAAUGGAGACUGAAAGUACUUAAAACAAAAUGAUCUGCAGGAUCUAUCAGAUAAGAAGAGAAUGAGAAUCAUUUGCGAUGAGGUGCUAAGGACUUCGGAAGUUGAUACCUUCUUUGGCCUCUAACUCUCAAAGCUUUUA